CAUGAUAAGUUCACGCUGCCAAGGCGAGCCGGACGGCAGUUUUGCAUCGUCCAUCGUCCACAACGAACCAACUCGUUUAUAGCGCGCCCGUCGUCGCAAAUCAACUCUCCAUCAUUAUUUUCCAGGAUAUUCAAAUACAUUCGACGCCAAUUGUUUGGUUUUUGUUUUUCUUCGCCAGUUUAUAGUGAAAUAAUAAUAAACGAGUGGAAAAACUUGUUGGCCGACCGACCGACAAUCGAGUUGUUUGGUGUGUGGUGGUGGUGGUUUGUCUUCCAGUUGUCUCGGUGAAUUUGCCCAGUGAAUUUAAUAGACAUACACAUUCGAAAUUAAAAAGAAAAAAUAGAAACCGCCAAUCAAUAACGAGAGUCCAUCAUCAUCCAAUUGAAUCAUGAUGAACAGAACGUGAAAGUAUCAUCAAUAUUUAUUAUCUAAUAAUAUUGAGUGCUGAUAUUCCCCAGCGCAUGCUGUAUACCUCGUCAUCAUUUUUGGCUAACCGGAUGAGUUGACACAAAUCAUCGUUGUUGUUUUUGAUUAUUAUUACGCGCGGACAACCGGACGUUUCAAUCAACUGCGCCCGCGUGUGCUGCUGUGUGUGAUCAACAAGCGCGUGAUUCUCUCUCAUGCCUUUAUUGACUGGCGUUUCUUCUUCCUCUUCCUCUUCUUCUACUCCUUCCGGUUAUUGCGCAUUCACGCCAGCCAACGCGCUAUGUGCCCGUGGGAUCGGAGUCCCUGCUGCUGGAGGAUCCUGCUGGCUCAAAUCACGUUCGUUACUGUGGCCAUGUGCCAGCAAUCGAUGGACACGAGCCAAUACGUGAUGAGCAGCAGCUCUGCAUCAGCCAUGAACGAAUCGUCCAGCAAUUGGAUGGGCGUGAGGGGCGAGAGGUCGACGGGAUCGGACGAGGUGAUGACGUCCAUGGCCCUGGUCCAGUCCAGGAGGAAAAGUGACAGCACCAGCGGGAGCGGGAGUGGACGAACGAAGCGGGACAUUUUCCACUUGUACAACAUGAUGAGCUGCACGACGCAAUGCGAUCCACUUUCCUACAAAGGUUACGGCUGUUAUUGCGGCUUUCUCGGCUCCGGGCUCACCGUCGACGCCAUCGACAGGUGUUGCAAAAAACACGAUUUUUGCUACGGAGCAACUCCUUGCCGCCACCAGUCGCUGAUCUACUUUGUUCCGUACAAAUGGAAGUGCAACGGUGGACAUCCUUACUGCGUCACGGGAUACGGGCAAAUGAAGGCGGGCGACAUUUGCGCCCAUCACCUGUGCGAGUGCGACCGACAGUUUGCCGAGUGCAUCCGCCAUUAUCCGUGUCCGGCCAAGAAGACGACCUGCCCGUCCAAUCCGCUCAGAAGUCUUGGCUGAUUUAUCCUUCCAGAAGAAAAAACAAAUUAUUAUUUUUUUAAAUAAAAGGCCAAAACUAUAAAAACAUUUUGAAUUCAUCUUUUCUAAUUCAAAAAGAAAUUGCAUUUUUCAAACGACUUGAAAUUUCCAGAUUCUUGUUUCCCCUCUUCGUACGUGAAUGUAUGUGAAACUUAUUGACUGUUUGAGUGCCUUUAUUAUUUCCACGUUCCACAUCGCAAUCAGCCUAUAUAAUCUAUAAUUGACUUCCACUUCAUUAUUAUUUUAGUUCUCGUGUUCGGAAACAUAGCACUGCCCCUCCACACACACACACACACCAACAAGUGCUCGACUGCCUGCAUAAUCUUUGAUCACCGUUUUGUCCAUUUCCCAUAUCGCUAAUUUCACACUAAAAGAUUGCAAUCAAAUAUACACAAUGAACUGAUA
Molecule: messenger RNA, 1786 nt
Organism: Daphnia pulex (common water flea)
Lineage: Eukaryota; Metazoa; Arthropoda; Branchiopoda; Diplostraca; Daphniidae
Product: acidic phospholipase A2 D-like
Exons: 5
Coding region: 707-1363 (218 amino acids)
Biological process (GO): lipid catabolic process; arachidonate secretion; phospholipid metabolic process
Molecular function (GO): A2-type glycerophospholipase activity; calcium ion binding
Source: RefSeq, a predicted model, not a curated record